Heterobilharzia americana is the source of this 339-nucleotide messenger RNA. Lineage: Eukaryota; Metazoa; Platyhelminthes; Trematoda; Strigeidida; Schistosomatidae. The record is from the annotation of a GenBank genome assembly.
AUGUCUCAGAACCAGCCGGAUGGAUGUGAGUGCGUGAAGGUGCUUGUCAGAUGUAGGCCACUGAAUAAGAAGGAAGUUGAGGCAGGUCAUGAGAGGUGUGUGUUUGUUGAUACAUCAAACGCAACCAUUGAAGUGCGUAAUCCAAGAGGAAAGCCUGAAGAUGCUCCUCGUCGGUUCACGUUCGACUCAGUGUACGAUGAAAAUUCAACUCAGAGGGAUCUGUAUGACGAAAGUUUUCGGGAUUUGAUUGACAGUGUUCUAGAAGGUUUUAAUGGUACCAUUUUCGCUUAUGGACAGACUGGGACCGGAAAAACAUUUACUAUUCAGGGUAGGGAUUAA